Messenger RNA from Ictalurus punctatus (channel catfish), 4233 nucleotides. RefSeq names its product wingless-type MMTV integration site family, member 10a (gene wnt10a). The record is from RefSeq and is a predicted model, not a curated record. Lineage: Eukaryota; Metazoa; Chordata; Actinopteri; Siluriformes; Ictaluridae. Bases 616 to 1887 code for a protein of 423 amino acids. Gene Ontology annotation, biological process: multicellular organism development; cell fate commitment; neuron differentiation. Gene Ontology annotation, molecular function: cytokine activity; frizzled binding. Gene Ontology annotation, cellular component: extracellular region. The transcript has 4 exons.
CUUACACACACACACCAACUCCUCUGCAGGGGUUUUUUUCUCUAUUCUCUGUGCGUGUCUCUGCCCGCACUGCCAGUGUGUGUGUGUGUGUGUGUGUGUGUGUGUGUGUGUGUGAUGACGCUGUGGGCUGGAAAAGCUGCACGCACUACACGAGGCUCAGAAUGCGACCAACAACACAAGCACGAGGUUCAUAGUACACUCCACACACACACAUACACACACACUGAGAGUUCUCCUGCUCAGAUUCUGCUCCAGCUGCUCUCACACACACACACACACACACACACACACACACACACACACACACACACACACACACACACACACACACACACACACAGCAUAAAGGUGCAGAAAGAACUCACCUGGAGGAAAGUUUUUUAAAGCGAUGACAGACGCCGAGCCACAGCUGCUUCUUCUCCUCCAGCAGGUCUGAUCUCACGCAGGAACAGGGCUGGAGUUCUCCAACACCGAUCUCACAGAUGAACCUUAUCUGAGGAACAUCAGAUCUACAGAUCUUAUCUGAGAGGAGCUGCAACUGAAACUCUACUGCGACACUCCAGAGGACGAUAUUCUACUUUAUUCCACUUUUCUUUUACAUUAAUAUAUUUUUGGAUGGAGAGCUUCAGGAUGUUCCUCCUCUUCCACCUUCUCUCCUUUCUCCUGCACAGGGCAGAUUCGAAUGCCAUCAUUGGGUUGUCCAAGCACAUCGAGCCCAUCCUCAAUGCCAACACGGUGUGUCUAACGCUCCCGGGCCUGACAAAGAAGCAGAUGGACAUGUGCAUGAGAAACCCGGACGUCACAGCCUCAGCCAUCCAGGGCAUCCAGAUCGCCAUCCACGAGUGCCAGCACCAGUUCAGGGGGCAUCGCUGGAACUGCUCAAGCCUCGAGACACGAAACAAGAUUCCGUACGAGAGCAUCGUCUUCAGCCGAGGGUUCAGGGAGAGCGCGUUUGCAUACGCUAUCGCCGCAGCAGGAGUGCUACACUCUGUCUCUAAUGCCUGCUCCAUGGGGAAACUGAAGGCGUGUAGCUGCGAUGAGAAGCGGCGUGGAAAUGAAGAAGUCUUCCGUCAGAAGCUGAACCGAUUGCAGCUGGAGGCCAUCCACCAUGGCAAGGGCAUGGUGCACGGCGUGAUGGAGGAGCGAGGGGGUGUCCUGGAGGACCAUGGGGGGGCCAAAGGGGGCGGAGCUUUGGAGGAGUGGGAGUGGGGGGGGUGCAGUCCCAAUGUGGAGUUCGGGGAGAAGUUCUCUAAAGACUUCCUGGACUCGAGAGAGACCUACAGAGACAUCCACGCCCGGAUGAGACUGCACAACAACCGUGUAGGACGACAGGUGGUGUUGGAUCACAUGCGGCGGAAGUGUAAAUGUCACGGCACGUCAGGAAGCUGCCAGCUUAAAACAUGUUGGCAGGUGACCCCUGAUUUCCGGCUAGUGGGCUCGCUGCUGAAAGAGCGCUUCAACCUAGCUGCACUGAUCAAAACACACAACCGCAACACGGGCCAAGUGGAGCAUGUACCUCAGCAUCAGCACCAGCACCACCACCAUCACCAUCAUCAUCACCACCAUCAUCAUAAUCAUCAAAACCACCAUCACCACCAUCCCCCGCAGCACCAGCGGCGACGCAACAACGCCAACGAGCUCGUCUACUUUGAGAAGUCUCCAGAUUUCUGCGAAAGUGACAUCGAGUCGGACUCGGCGGGGACGCAGGGACGCAUCUGCAACAAGACGAGCCAGGGCAUGGACAACUGCGAGAGCCUGUGCUGUGGGCGGGGACACAACAUCCUGCAGCAGACACGACGCGAACGCUGCAACUGCAAGUUCCACUGGUGCUGCUACGUCGUGUGUGAGGAGUGCAGGGUAAGCGAGUGGGUCAGCGUCUGCAAGUGACAACAGCUGACACCUGUAUAAACCAAUAAAUAUAUAAACGUCCAGUGAUGGGGAGGGACAAAAGGGCAGGACAAAGAUGAUGGACACGAGACUUCAGACAUUUUCCCAAAGGACUGCUAGCAUUCUGUUCUCUGUAGUAGAACAGAAAAUAAAAGAACCACUUGUUGGAGUGUAACGUGUAGCUCUGCCCCCUCGUGCCCACUCUUGCCACUCACAGUAGUUAUGCACUGUGUCAUUUCAGAAAAAAAAAACAUUUUUUAAAUGAAAUAUAGUAUCUCACAAAAGUGAGUGCACCCCUCACAUUUUUGUAAAUAUUUGAUGAUAUCUUUUCAUGUGACGACACUGAAGAAAUGACACUUUGCUACAAUGUAAAGUAGUGAGUGUACAGCUUGUGUAACAGUGUAAAUUUGCCAUCCCCUCAAAAUAACUCAACACACAGACAUUAAUGUCUAAACCGCUGGCAACAAAAGUGAGUACACCCCUAAGUGAAAAUGUCCAAAAUUGGGCCCAAUUAGCCAUUAUCCCUCCCCGGUGUCAUGUGACUUGUUAGUGUUACAAGGUCCCAGGUGUGAAUGGGGAGCAGGUGUGUUAAAUUUGGUGUCAUCGCUCUCACACUCCCUCAUACUGGUCACUGGAAGUUCAACAUGGCACCUCAUGGCAAAGAACUCUCUGAGGAUCUGAAAAAAAGAGUUGUUGCUCUACAUAAAGAUGGCGUAGGCUAUAAGAAGAUUGCCAAGAGCCUGACACUGAGCUGCAGCACGGUGGCCAAGACCAUACAGCGGUUUAAACAGGACAGGUUCCACUCAGAACAGGCCUCGCCAUGGUCGACCAAAGAAGUUGAGUGCACGUGCUCAGCGUCAUAUCCAGAGGUUGUGUUUGGGAAAUAGACGUAUGAGUGCUGCCAGCAUUGCUGCAGAUGGUGGUGGGAGUGUCAUGGUCUGCGGCUGCAUGAGAGCUGCCGGCACUGGGGAGCUACAGUUCAUUGAGGGAACCAUGAAUGCCAACAUGUACUGUGACAUACUGAAGCAGAGCAUGACCAGUAUGCAGUAUUCCAGCACGAUAACGACCCCAAACACACCUCCAAGAUGACCACUGCCUUGCUAAAGAAGCUGAGGGUGAAGGUGAUGGACUGGCCAAGCAUGUCUCCCUAUUGAGCAUCUGUGGGGCAUCCUCAAACGGAAGGUGGAGGAGCACAAAGUCUCUAACAUCCACCAGCUCCGUGAUGUCGUCAUGGAGGAGUGGAAGAGGACUCCAGUGGCAACCUGUGAAGCUCUGGUGAACUCCAUGCCCAAGUGGGUUAAGGCAGUGCUGGAAAAUAAUGGUGGCCACGCAAAAUAUUGACACUUUGGGCCCAUUUUGGACAUUUUCACUUAGGGGUGUACUCACUUUUGUUGCCAGCGGUUUAAACAUUAAUGUCUGUGUGUGGAGUUAUUUUGAGGGGACGGCAAAUUUACACUGUUACACAAGCUGUACACUCACUACUUUACAUUGUAGCAAAGUGUCAUUUCUUCAGUGUUGCCACAUGAAAAGAUAUCAUCAAAUAUUUGCAAAAAUGUCAGGGGUGUACUCACUUUUGUGAGAUACUGUAAGUUAAGGUUAUUAAUACAAAAAAUAUAUUGUGGAUGAUCACUAGAGAGCGCUCAAUAACAUCGCUAACUUUUAAUGUUUAUCUGUAAAGAUCUCAGAGUAGCGGCAGUGGAGGUGAGUGACUCUCUGGUUCACAGGAUGCAGACAACAAAAAAAAGAUCCACCGUAUUUAUCCACUAUGCACAGAGCCUUUGGUUUAUUCCUCCAUGUUUAUAUGUUUUAACACUUUCGUCUACGUGUAACACAAACUUGUUGGUGAUUUUCUGGACUGUAAGCCACACCCACAGAAAUUCAGACACAAACAAGCAAUAUACACGCCAUUUUCCUGUAAGGGCAUUUUUAUUUUCCAUAACGUUUGUACCGCUCCAUUAUUAGUGUUGCCAUGGUAAUUAACAAUGAUGACCAUGGAAACCUUGAUGUUCAGUUUGUAAGGAGCUUCUCCACAAAGCUAACAGUCAUGUAGUUUAUCACAUGCAGCGUGAAAUUAGCGUAAAUUCCAGAGUAGCACACUUGCCGUAAAACCCCUUCAAGAUCGUCAAGAGUUCUUUAAGGGUUCUUUAACAACUGAAGAAGUCCCCAUCACACCAUUUUCUCAGGAGCUACUUUCCCGUCCUAGCUAACAAUCACAUGAAGCCAGUGUUAUGUGCUGUUUUGAACCUGAUCGUAAAUAUUGGCACCCAGUUAAGAAGCACAGAUUCAUCAUUCAGGACUCAAAUGCUGUUGGUUAUUAUUACUUCUCUAGCAUAAACAAUAUUAUGA